GCCACACAAACACUCUGUUUCGAUCCUUCUCCGCAUCGCGAGUUCGAAACAGAGUAGUGAACAAUGGAGACGACUCUCCUCCGUUUCUGCGUUAGUUUCUCCUGUCAUCCACACCACAAGAAAAUCUCCGCUCAUCACAGAGUCACCUGUGAGAUUCCACGAGAAUCCGAAGACGAGUGGUCUCCCAAAGUUUUGAGUAGAAGAUCGUUACUCGCAACGGUUUCUAGUUUAUCAUUAGUCUCCUCAACAUCUCUAGCCUUUCCAGGUGAAGGAUUAGCUGUCGUGAAACAAGGUCUUCUCGCCGGUAGAGUUCCUGGUCUGUCCGAACCUGAUGACGAAGGUUGGAGAACAUACCGUAGACCAGACGAGAAGUCAGGAGGGCAUGGUGUUGGUUGGAGUCCUAUUAUCCCUUACGCCUUCUCUGUUCCUCAAGAUUGGAACGAGGUACCUGUAUCGAUAGCUGAUCUUGGUGGCACUGAGAUUGACUUGAGAUUUGCUAGUCCUAAAGAAGGCCGCUUGUCUGUUAUUGUCGCUCCUGUUCUUAGAUUUGCAGAUAACCUUGGGGACAAUGUGAAGAUUGAAAACAUUGGAACACCAGCGAAGGUGAUCAACGCUUUUGGACCAGAAGUUAUUGGAGAAAACGUUGAAGGGAAAGUGUUAAGUUCAAAUGUAGCAGAACAUGAAGGUAGGCUCUAUUACCAGUUCGAGCUAGAGCCACCUCAUGUACUCAUCACUGCAACAGCUGCUGGAAACCGUCUUUACUUGUUUAGUGUCACUGGAAACGGGCUUCAAUGGAAGAGAUACUACAAGGAUCUUAAGAAGAUAGCUACUUCGUUCCGUGUUGUUUAGAGAGACAUAUACCAAAAAAGUUUUCUUUUUGAUCCAUGGGUUCUUGUACAAGUGACUCGAGAGUUUUAUGGAUGGAUCAGUCACGUACAUAAUGUAUUUUGUAUACACUUUGAAGAGUCUUGUACCUUAUACAGUAAACCAAAUACAAACAGUUCAACAUAACGGUCUUCUCUAUUUAGAUUCAUUAAGAAAACAGAACCUUGUUGUCUGUCUAUGGCCUUCAUUUGAGAGAGAUUCAUUUUUGUUGCAGUGAGCCAUUAGUCAUAGAUAUUGUUCCCUUUGGUGACUUACUUGCAA
Eruca vesicaria subsp. sativa (arugula) is the source of this 1146-nucleotide messenger RNA. NCBI's taxonomy places the organism in Eukaryota, Viridiplantae, Streptophyta, Magnoliopsida, Brassicales, Brassicaceae. The record is from the annotation of a GenBank genome assembly.